Poecilia reticulata (guppy) is the source of this 8668-nucleotide messenger RNA. RefSeq names its product vascular endothelial growth factor C-like. Gene Ontology annotation, molecular function: chemoattractant activity; vascular endothelial growth factor receptor 3 binding; growth factor activity. Gene Ontology annotation, cellular component: membrane. Gene Ontology annotation, biological process: positive regulation of endothelial cell proliferation; vascular endothelial growth factor receptor signaling pathway; induction of positive chemotaxis. NCBI's taxonomy places the organism in Eukaryota, Metazoa, Chordata, Actinopteri, Cyprinodontiformes, Poeciliidae. The record is from RefSeq and is a predicted model, not a curated record.
GUGAUUUUAAAAAAGGUGUCGUUAACAAUUCAUAUGCUUGUUUAUUUAAGUCAAAGCUCAGGAGCCUUUCCUCACAAACCAGCCUGUUUGUGUGUUUUAUUACCAUUGUGGUUCUUCCUUCCUCRAUGAUAAUACAUUUUUUCCCCAUUUUCAAUAUUAGUUUUCUGUCAAAUUUGAAUCACAACUUCUUAGAAAUCUAAAUAAAAGAAAAGUUAACAUGUCAGCGUUAAAUGGAGUCUAUUUGGUAGAACAGAGUUAGCARUUUUGUGAAAUUACAGACUAAAUUUWAAUCUGGCUUUUGUGAAGUUAGUUUUUGGUUUUAUAUAAUGAUGGACAAUAAAACGACACAUUGYAGACAGAGUACCGGAGUGAUAAAAUCGGCUAUUUUGCAACAUAAAAGAAUAAAGAAUAUUUAACAAUAAACUAUGAUGCUAUGACAUAAAACUAACAACAGAAAAUGCAAAUUAGUUCAUUUACAUGAGAAGUUCCAGUCUUUCUAAACGGGGGYGUUGAGAAUCUGUAAUCAYUUUUAACAGAUUUAAAAACCUUUAAAUGUGCAUCACCCUGUAUUCCUGGAUAAUUUCACUGAAAAUUCAAGUCAUUUUAAGGCCUUUAAACACACUGAUUUGMAAAUACAUGGAACUGAAAUAUGUUGAUGCAAUUUGUAACAUCUUAAAAGUUUGACAAAACCAGAUCACAAAAUUAAAAACUAUGUAAGUAGGAAUGAAACRAAAAAGAAGUUGCAUUUAGUUAGAAUGAAAUGAAAAGAAGCCUGUAAGAUAGAGCCGGGACAAUGAGCCUUGAUAAAKGAGUGUAUUUGUGAUGUCAGAACAUGUGCCGUAAUUAGAAAAUCUGAGUAAGAGAUUUGACCGAGAUGUUUUGGAAACRUAUAACGGAUCAAAACUGAGGGCUUAAACUUUUGCAAAGCAUGAAGAUGCAGCACUAAAUGGUAAACUAUGAACACAAACCGUUUCGAACACUAGAUGGCRGAAAAAGUUACUUCCUGUUGACUGUCUUAAAAAAAAAAGAAAAAAGACAGGUUUAGAAAAUGACAUUAGUCAAAGCCUCUGACCAGCACUGAGAAAACCUCAUCCAUUAAUGACAUGCAGGAGACGCUGUGUGAGUCCGGUGGUGAGAGGUGCAACGGAGGUGCUGCAGUUCUUAUUUUAAACAGCAGACGGCGCUGCAUUCAACAACUGAUGGAAAAAGCGUCKAUUGAGGGCAUGCAGCAUUUCUAAUGCUAUUCUAACUCUUUAAAGAGAAGUAUAUACGAUUUGUUACAACAGGUAGUUUUGCGCCUGCGUAUUUCAGCUUYCCUUGCUGCAUUUUAUUUAGUGUAUUUUAGGAAAACAAAACAAAAAAAUAUUUUAGAAAAUUGGCUAAAUCUAUGGCAAAAGAAAAGAAAAAAUUGCUUAGGUUCCACAGAAAACAUGGCAAGUACUGAAUGGAUGUGGGUCUACUGUAUGUAGAUUUUGGAGGAAAAUUUACAUACAGUUCUUCUCAUCACUUUUAUUAUCACAAUAGUACCACAACAUAUUGUGAUAAAACUUUAAGUCAUUUUGCCCACUCCUACAUGCAGAACCUAGUGAGAUGGGAGUUUGUUCUCCACUGCAAAAAACAUGCAUUUACAACUCAUAGUCCUUACUAGCUGUAUAUCAAUCAAUKUACUUGUAUUUCUGUUACAAACAACUGAUACUAAUGUUUAUUUCUACUGCCACUGAAAGCAGCCGGGUACCACCGGUGGUACUUGUUCUCAGUUUGAGAACAAGCGGGUUCCUGCACAAGCUAGGCACGUUUUGAGCCAGUAAAAUCCCUCUGGAUCAAAGUUUCAGGGUAAUGAAUCCUGCUGAACGUAUUGAUGGAUGUGAAUUACACCAGAAGGUGGGUGAGCGCUUUGGUUUCAAAGAACAGGAGAAUUUAAACCUUGUCCAUCAAUAUUUUGGUGACCUAAGCYGUAUUACUCCAUAAACAUGUGUUUACCACAAUAAAUCCAAGAUUGUUACAACAUUGGAUGUGAGGAAACCAUCAAAGCCCAAUUACUGGGYGACUAUUAGUUCUCUGUUGAGAACAAAUAAUUGGGCUAUGCCAAGGAUGUAGGAUGGGCAAGAACACGGUGUUAGGAUCUCCUUCGCAUCGCCGAAGGCUGCAAGUGGGACCAGAUCCAAGCAGCUGGUUGGUGCUUUUCAUGUCCCAGCUGUUAAACUGGGAGUUUUCCUUCGGCCCAGUUACACUCUGGCAUCACGGCUAUAAUUGAGGGUCUUGUUCAUUUAAAACUUGAGCCGUCAUUAAACUCAAUCCACAAAGCAUUUAAUUACUGACUUUCCUGGCAGACUGUUGCAACACUCCACAGGCAUCUCACAACAUUACGACGUAAAACAAAUCCAGCACAAUUGGUGGCCUUGGUAUCCUGACUGAUGUUGAAAAAACAGCCUCUAAAAGAUGUUACUGUGCUACUAAUCCCGAGCAAAUCUCCACUUGGUUCUAAUUUACGUUGUGUGUCAUCUCUCAACCUUGUAGCCAAAGCAGAAGACAAAACCAGAGCAGCUUUCAGAAGCUCUAACUCAAUAGAUAUGACAGAUUAAGGAUGCCUUCACACAUCCCCAUUUAGUCCGCUUUAAUAAAACUGAUUCGUUUGGGGAGGAGUGAAUGCGUAAUCGAACUCUGAUGCAGACCAAAAAAAGCCAAGCGGACCAGAGGCCGCUACAAAAGCUGGAAGUGGACUACAAUGCAAGGCAUUCUGGGUAAAAACAACCAAAUCAAACAUGCCAGUUUAGCCCAACAGAAGAAAUGGCUCAUGGCCUCUUACUAAAAUCUGAUGCCACUCCAUUUUUGUUUACAUUUUGUGAAGAAGGAAGUUGUGCUCAUGUCUCGUUCAGAGGUUUUCAGGUCGUUUCCUUCAGUAGUUCUUGAUGCAGCGCCGCCACAGGUGAGGAGCAGAACAUGUUUUUCAAAGGUUUGGAUUGUUUGACACUGUUAAGGUGAUUAGCCUUAACAGGCUAUUCAGCUGAAAAUGUAGCAAACGUUGCAAUUUUGGUUCCCCAAUCGAACCGAUUGUACCAGACUAACAAGUGUGAAAACUACCUUGGAUUUUAUGUUAUCCUGAAAGCUUGGUCCUAAAUAAAGUUUAUUCUACCAGAAGGUGUAACAACAAGUUUAAACAUGUAUUUAUCAGUUUGUCACCAUCUGUCUUGCCCUCAGGCUGUGAGCAGGCCAACACUAAAGCAAGAGAGCAUAAAAAGGAGCUCAGUGGAACCUGUCCAGCCAACAUCAGCUCAAUAAAAGAGGAGACCCCGCUACUGCUCUGAACUGUGACAGCCCCCUGAAAGGAGGGGAAGCCACAUUUGUUGAACACAAAGAUCUUGCUGUUUGGUGCAAAGGGUGCUCUAUCUGCAGCCGAGGACAGGAUGUUAGGAGAAACCAAGAGAGUUUUAUAAACAGAGACGAUGCUGAGCAAGGACAGCCGGGGUUGGUUAAAAAACAAACUCCUAUGAAACUUUUACUUUAAUUAUUUUUUUCAACAAUGAGAAAGAGAUUGAAUUUGAAGAUAAUUUAUUUUAAUCCACACAAAACUGAGUCUGGAUCAUCCUUAGAUACAUUUUCCAGAAGUCUCAAGGAGAAAUGUUCGUCUGUUUAAACAUUUAGGUACAACUCAAGAUGCUUUGGAAAUGCUUACAAUUGCCUAUUAUAAUAGUUCAAACAUAAAAUAUACCUUGAUAUGCAUCAAUCUCCAGUUUUCAGUGUCUUCACUCCUGGUGUUACAGCCAAUCAGCGCCAGGGAACAUGAAUGGCGCCCUAGGACUGGCUGAUUUGCAAACUUCAGCCAUUAGCGUGUCAAAUAGCAUUACAUUGAGUUGUUCCAGCUUCCCAAACUGAAUUUUCUUUUGAAUAUUUCAUAUAUGGUUGGGGGAAAAAAAUCUGCAAAUACCAAAACUGGUGUUCAACUAUACUCUGGCACUGAGCAAAUGAAARUUAUUUCAGUAACUCUCACUGACCUAAAACAGGAAUCGUCGACUGUGGAGGAGAAAAAUGGUUUCGUGUCUCUUUACAUGGUUUUUGUAAAUAUUUGGUUUCUAUUGUGAUUGUUUUUAAAUCAUCAAGUGAAGUUAUAAAUCUUUAGGCUUUUCCUGGAUAUGACAAACCCUGGUCAGAGUUCGCAUGAUGAAAUGAGGAAAGCAAUGAGUGGAAUGUGGAACUGCUGAGCAGAUUUCAACACAUAAAGCGAGCGUGCUGCAAGCAGGCACUUGCCACCGUGUGCGUGCGCGAAGGCGUGCGUGUGUGGCCUGUGUGCGUCUUUAAUCCUUUGUAAAGGCUGGCUUUGACUGGCCCAGAAAUCGGAUGUUUUCUCAUUCGAGCUUUUCCCAGACACACCUCUUUCCUCCUACUCCUUUUUUCUAUUCUCUCUUCUUAUUUUGCCCAUCUAUUGCUCUGUCUGGCCCCCAUAAUUUAUUUUGCAUUUGUCUGUAACUACGUUGCCUUGGGAGGAUUUCUUUUUUUUUAAACAGUUUAGACAAAAAGACGAAAGCUUCGGUUUCGAACCCUCCCUCCCCUCCUCUUUCCCUGUAAUAUUCAGACACAAUUGCUCGCAGCCUUGGGGCGGAAUAGUUAAGAAGGUAUGUGAAGUAAGUCUUUUUUAGGACUUUGAAUGAACCAAAAGGAGAAAGAACGACGUGAGAGGGGGAAGGGUGGAGGACAAAGAUGGAGCUAGAUGAAGUGUGAGAGGGAGAAAAGCCUCUGAGCUGCAGGUGUGGGAGCAAAUUGAGUUAAACCGACCGUGCUUAUGGAGCUGGGAGAAUAAGAUGCAUGUAGAAAUGAAGCAACGCAAACACUCUGAUAGUGUUUUGAAAUAGCAUUUUUGGAGGCUGACAAACCGCUUGUCUGGUAAAUUUAAAUCUGAUUUCUGCUGCCUCUACAUAACCUGCAAUUUCAGAGGGAAUAAAAAAGAAAGGGGCAGUAUAAUCAGCUGAAGUGCACAGAUCUCAUGCCUCUCUGAUCCUUCAUCCCGCCCACUGCACACAAGUCUCCCAUUCUUGUAUUUUUUCCUCAUUCACUCCAGCGAGACGCCUGAGAGGAGGACGCUUUCACUUUGUUAGCCAACACCAAAAGCUGGACUACUUUGGGGGGGAAAAAAUCUCAAUCUAGGAACAGGAUUUGAAUUGAGUUUAUUCUGUUUUAUCUUCCUCCUCUUUGAUGCAUUUCUAAAAAUUAGACGGAAAAGUUGUGACAGCUUUAGAAAGAAGACAGAGAGAGAGAGAGAGAGAUUUGCCCUGAAGGCUUUGAAAGAAGAAACAGGAGCCAGAUAAAAAAGGGGCAGCGAUAAUCUGCACAGCUGCUGCGUGGAGAGAAGGAGACACAGACAGAUAAAGAAAGCAAGAGAGGCGAACAAGUGCGAAGGACGAGGAGAGGAGACAGUCGAGGACGACCGUUCACGUUGAAGGCCACGGCAGAUAUAAAUACAAAGUGAAGACAAAACCCAGAGGGACACCUGUCGUCAAAUUAGCAGCAAUGGAGACGCGUUGGGAUGAGACGAGAAAGCUGGACUGAGGGGAAACGUUAAACACGCCGGGCUCGAGCGAAGUAAGACGAAAAGGUUUCUUCAUCAUGAUUUCUUCAGGUGGCGUCCCAAAAUCCAACGACCUGCACGGGAGGAGCAACUUCGUCCCAGGAUAGAAUGAGAAGAGGAGCCUGAUCUGUCAGAACCGUCCUGCUUUCGCAUUAACUUCACCAACUCCCCCCACCCCCUGCUCUCCAUCCCCUCACUAUGUGGAUACCAGCUGUGCUCCUAUGGAUGCUUUACUUCAGCUGUCUGUGCUCAGGUCAAGACUACAGGGACUAUUACCCAACCGGAGACACGGGCACCGAGGCUCCAACCCAGUCAGAUGACCAGUCCAGUUUGGAGACGGUGACCAGCAUGGACCAGCUGCUGCAGCUCUUCUACCCUGAAUACAGCUUGAUCCAGCAGUGCAUGAGGAAAAGAUCCUGGCACGCCUCCUCUUCCUCAUCUUCCUUCCCUUCCUCGUCUUUUUCAACCUCUUCGGUGAGCCCUUUGGUCCGCUCCGACGAUGACGUGUGGGUUCCGAUGCGGGAGGAACCCGUCUACAGAGUGGACGGAACGCUAGCCGUCAUUCUGGAAGAGAUCCAGCGUACGUCAUGCCAGCCGAGAGAGGUGUGUGUUGAGGUGGCCAAGGAGUACCCAGAAUCCACCAGUCAGCUGUACCUCCCUCGCUGUGUGGCGCUGCAUCGCUGCGGUGGUUGCUGCGGGAACGAGGCUUUUUACUGCACCAACACAAGCUACAGUCUCGUCAAUAAAACUCUGAUGGAGCUGUCUCCGCCCAGGAUGGAUCGCUCAGUUGCCAUGGUAACAUUCGUCAACCACACCUCGUGUGAAUGCCUCUCCAAGCGGCCGCUUCACUCCAUCAUAAGGCGAGCGGCAACAGAUCAUCUGUGCUCCCCUCCUGAAGUCCCCUGCGCCUCCGGAUCAUUAUGGGAUCCAGUGAACUGCGUGUGUGUCUCUGCGGACACCAUCGGCUACACUCAGAAACAAACAGAGGCACUGGACUCGGGUCUGCUGGCUCUCUGCGGGCCCAACAGGGUUCUGGAAGAAUCCACCUGCGAGUGCGUCUGUCAGAACGGACUGACAGAAGCCAGCUGCUAUCCAGGCUGGAAACUGGACCAGAACACCUGUGAGUGCCAGUGCGAAGGCCAAGGCGAGGGGAAACUGUGUCCCGCUGGGCAGCGGUGGGAUGACGAGCUGUGCGGUUGUGUGUGCGCGGUGGAGUGUCCCAGGAAUCAUCCCCUAAAUCCCGACACGUGUCUGUGUCAGUGCAGAGAGAGUCCCCAGACGUGUCUACGGCAGGGCAAGAGGUUCAACCCGAACACCUGCAGUUGUUACAGGCUUUCCUGCAGAAACCCCAGACGAGAUUGCCAGGACGGAUUUUACUACAGCAGCCAGGUCUGUCAGUGCAUCCCCAAGUACAUGAAGUGGAAUUACCAGACGAGAAAGUGAGGAAGAGGGAUUUAUCCCGCUUACAUCGGAAACUUUUGCCCCCGAGUGACUCCACGCACAGGAGCUGGAAGUGGAUCUACGUAUAGAGACAUGCAGCGCUUGUGGGGGGUUUAAGCCGCCUGUGCCGAGUCACUUUUCAAGUGAACCAUCUCAAAUCGUGUUCAUAAACUUCCCCAGAAAAAAGAGAAGGGCAAARAAAGCCACGUUUAUCCAAUAACUCUUCAAAAAAGAGGCAAUAAGGACAGAUAUUUGAUUCCUUCCACAUCUGGAAAGCCCCUUGAGUUUGACUGUAAAYGCACAGCAACAAGGUGGGAUGGACCAGACCGACCAACGUGUUGCAGCAAGAAUGCCAACCACCAACCUGCUGAGGAGCUGCAGCUCAUGCCUGUGUGAAAUGGAAUGUGAAUAAGAUAAUAACAGACCCGACUGCAUGCUUUGUUUUUCCUCCUUUUUUUCCCAAAAUAAAUGUGGGAAAGAAAAAUCUUAAAGGCAAAUUUCCAUAUUGGCUGGAAGGAAAGUCUUGUAGAGCGGAUCUCUAAAGUGUACACACCCUCUGUUAUAAUGCCAGGUUAAAUCAGACCAAUGUGAAUCACUUUCAAGAUGUAGGAUACAGAUAGGCUCAAACCAAAGACUGAAUGCUUGAGUAGAAAAUUUUAAAAAAUGUUAAAUACACACAUUUUUUAAAAAAAAAGUAAAUUUUUACUCUUGUAACUGAAGCUUACAGCAAACGCAAAUAAUUUUUGUAAYUCUAACCCAAAACGAGUGAAGUUAUAAUUUUACUUCAGAGAGUGAGAAAGAAAAAGUUUAUUUUUAUUCAGUGUAUGUAAACUUCUGGUUUCAGCUGUACAUGUUUUAAAAUGAUUUCAUCAACUUUUUAUAUGCUGUCAUCCCAUGUAACUGUCAUUUUAACCAGGGUAUGUACACUAUUUUUUGAUUCCUUACGUUUCGAUGAGGUAAAUCGCUUGAUGCAUUUCUACAUCCAGUCACAACCUGACAGUUCUGGGUCUGCUUCUAAUUUAUCUGUUCCCGCUCCGAGUAAUUUUAUUUUUAUAUAUUUAAACUUUUUAUAUUUAAAGAGAGAGAAAGAGAGAGAAAAAAAAUACUAGUGAAAUUUUGAAGAUGGAUUUGUGAGUAGCUGUACAUAACUGUAUUUAAAUCACGAUAACUAGAGAGCAAUUAUAUUAUUUUAAAGUGAAGCAAGCCGCAUUGUUUUGCAACAAGUUUUUUUKGGAAACAUUCGGAAUGAUGACUGCUGCUUAUUCAUCUGAUUCACCGAAAUAUAGUGUUAUUUAAAUCUGUUUUUAUGGUAAAUGCUGGGUGGAAAGAGCAACUGUAGUGUAGCUAGGAUUGUAAUCAGUGGCGGUUCUUGAGUGAAAGGCAUCCCGCCUUCAACCAAUCAAAAUGCAUGAAAUAAUCCGCGAUUCUUGGAGGGGAUAACAUGCAGUCUAGUUCCUAUUCUCAUUACUUUUAGCAUUAAAAAUAAAAGCACUGGAUUUUGAUCAAGAUGCAAAAAUUGYGCAUUUCUCAUCUGGUUCUUUUUGGGGCCCCUUCUGUAACGCCGCCCUGGGAAACUGCCCAUAUYUGGUUGUAGUUCAUGUGCUCUGGGGCUGUAGAAGAAUAUAUCUUUACUUCAAUAAGUAUUGAUUAAAGGCUCUGUCUGACUGA